AUGGCGCUGUAUAGAUUAGUUAUGCUGGGAGAUGGAGGUGUUGGAAAGACAGAGCUUAGCACUGCGUUGACCCUUAGCAUCCCCACUCAAUCAUGGGACCCGACAAUCGGGGACUCAUACAGAAAGCAAGUUGUUAUCGAUGGUCAAACCUGCUUGCUAGAAGUUAUGGACACAGCGGGCUAUGAAGAAUAUACCGCCCUCCAAGAUCAAUGGAUCAGGGAUGGUGAAGGUUUUAUCUUAGUUUAUAGCAUCUCGAGUCUAUCUUCAUUCGCACGCACUCAGCGGUUUCACAACCAGAUUAUCAGGGUAAAAGAAUCCUCAGCGUCUUCAGCUUCGUAUCCUGGCACACCCAUAUCAUCUCUUGCCGAGGGCCUUCCGAUAACGCUAGUGGGAAACAACAGCGACCGUAUCACCGAACGUGAAGUAUCGACACAAGAAGGACAUGCACUGGCGAGGGAACUUGGGUGUGAAUUUGUGGAGGCUUCGCCAAAGAACGGCACUAAUGUUGAAAAGGCAUUUUACGAUAUUGUGAGGCAAAUACGCCGACAACGGAUGCUGAAUACAGUACUUAAGCAAUACCAGGAACAGCGUUUCAAGGGGAAGCUUCCUAGGCGAACAAUUUCGCUAUUGGAUAUUGUAAGGAGGGGAAAGCCUGCGAAGCCACCUCCUCAGUGA
Messenger RNA from Hyaloscypha bicolor E, 675 nucleotides. Its product is annotated as ras-domain-containing protein. The record is from RefSeq and is a predicted model, not a curated record. NCBI's taxonomy places the organism in Eukaryota, Fungi, Ascomycota, Leotiomycetes, Helotiales, Hyaloscyphaceae. Gene Ontology annotation, molecular function: GDP binding; GTPase activity; GTP binding. The coding region runs from base 1 to 675 and encodes 224 amino acids. Gene Ontology annotation, cellular component: plasma membrane. Gene Ontology annotation, biological process: signal transduction. The transcript has 2 exons.